AUGAGUGAACAAAUGAAACGCGUUGGAGAAACGGUUGCGGGUGCCCUGCCGUCUGACACAACUCCGUGGUGGAAGAAGCCACACCUGUUGAAAUUGAACACAAUCAUAUUGGGUCUGUUGUUAUUUUCAGGCACAGUGGGCUACGAUGGCUCGCUGAUGAACGGGUUACAAUCUCUUGCCCAGUGGCGAGAGUUCAUGGAUCAACCUGCCGGAGCAUGGCUUGGAUUCAUCAAUGCGAUUCAGUUCGUAGGAGUGACGAUUACAUCUCCAAUCCAGGCAUGGGCCGCGAAUCGCUUUGGACGCAAAACACCCAUCUUCAUCGGCUAUGUCUUCCUCCUCGCUGGUGCCGGUAUCCAAGCCGGUGCAAGAAAUCAGACUAUGUUUAUCAUUGCUCGGUUUCUGGUCGGCGUAGCAAGCGCCUGGUUCACGACGGCGGUUAUUCUCAUCGUGGAAAUCUCAUACCCAACCCAUCGCUCCAAGCUUUCUGCCAUGUAUCAGUGCCAGUACUAUCUUGGAAGCAGUCUCGCAGCAUGGUUGUCGUUUGGCUGCCGCAAUACUGGUUCCUCGUGGGCAUGGCGAAUCCCCUCGUUGAUGCAGGUGGGGAUUCCCCUCUGUGCAUUGCCACUUGCUCUUCUUGCGCCUGAGUCCCCUCGAUGGCUGAUCAGCAAAGAUCGCCACCAAGAAGCAUUUCAAAUGCUUGUCAAACACCACGCUGGGGGUGACCAAGACUCACCUCUCGUUGCUUCCGAGAUGCAAGAGAUUACCCAGUCAAUUGCGCAUGAGCGAGAAGCCCAAAACUCCACAAAAUGGACUGACAUGAUAAAGACUCAUGGGAAUCGUCGUCGGUUGUUUAUUAGCGCCACCCUGGGUAUAUUUGCUCAAUGGAACGGAGUUGGAAUUGUCUCUUACUAUCUCGCCCUGAUCCUCAACACCAUUGGAAUCACCUCCGUAACAGACCAGCUCAUGAUAAAUGGAUUCCUCCAAAUCUGGAAUCUACUACUAGCAAUCGUGGGCGCGAUGCUAGUCGAUCGCUUCGGCCGCCGACCACUUUUCCUACUGUCCACGUGCGUCAUGCUCAUGAGCUACAUCGUCAUCACCGGUCUUUCUGGUGGUUUCGCCACAACAAAUUCCAGUAGCGUGGGUAUCAGCGUUAUCCCAUUCUUGUUUAUCUACUACGGUGGAUAUGACAUCGGUUUCACGCCUUUGCUCCUUGCUUAUCCAGCGGAGAUCUGGCAAUAUUCGCUCCGUGCAAAGGGUGUCGCGGUCACGGCGACCUGUACUUAUGUCGCCCUUAUUUUCAACGCCCUCGUCAAUCCUAUCGCGCUGGAUGCUAUACAGUGGAGAUACUAUAUCGUGUAUAUUGCACUCUUGGUUUUCAUUUUGGUGGUUGUGUACUUCACGUAUCCUGAGACUCGGAGGCAUUCAUUGGAAGAGAUUGCUUUGAUUUUUGAUGGAGAUGAGGCUUUGGAGAUAGCCGCUGCAACUAUUGGCGAAGACAAGAUUGAUUCGGAAGUUGAUCAUGUCGAGGUUGCGCCGCGUCAUGCUUGA
Penicillium salamii is the source of this 1548-nucleotide messenger RNA. The record is from the annotation of a GenBank genome assembly. NCBI's taxonomy places the organism in Eukaryota, Fungi, Ascomycota, Eurotiomycetes, Eurotiales, Aspergillaceae.